Heteronotia binoei (common prickly gecko) is the source of this 1855-nucleotide messenger RNA. It is a transcript of the gene EIF2AK2, whose product is annotated as eukaryotic translation initiation factor 2 alpha kinase 2. Gene Ontology annotation, biological process: protein phosphorylation. The record is from RefSeq and is a predicted model, not a curated record. Gene Ontology annotation, molecular function: protein kinase activity; double-stranded RNA binding; ATP binding. Bases 109 to 1818 code for a protein of 569 amino acids. Lineage: Eukaryota; Metazoa; Chordata; Lepidosauria; Squamata; Gekkonidae. The transcript is spliced from 18 exons.
AGUUUGUUCCCGGAGCGCACUGCAGCAGACUAGAGGCUCGUGAGUCGAAGUUUAUUUGGAAGACGAGCAAGCAAAUUCCCGCCUUCGGCACUUUCUAGGCAUACAGUAAUGGCGAGUAGUCAAGCUGUGCCACGGAAAUACAUGGCUAACCUUAAUGAAUACUGUCAGAAAAGGCGAUUAAAAUUGGAAUACAAAGAUAUCAGUGUCAGAGGCCCGCCUCAUGAUCGUAUCUUCACUGUAAUGGUUGUAAUAGAAAAAAGAGAAUAUACCCAGGCGAUGGGUAAAUCCAAGAAGGAUGCAAGAAGUCGUGCGGCAAAAUUAGCUUGGGACACUAUACAACAGGAAGAGGAGGCACAUCCUGCUUCAGCACCACUGCAGCAGGCACAGCCAUUUCCCCACCCAUCUUCACCAACUCCAAAAUCUCUAGAGUGUGCUGCAAGUGCCCUGGAUAUUGCAUCUUUGCCUUCUGAUAACUUUAUUAGCUUGCUGAAUGAAUAUGCAUCAAAGAAUAACGUAACUGUUCGGUAUCCUUUGAAGGAUAAAACUGGAGAAGACCAUAAGCCAAACUUCUUCUGUGCCUGUGAGAUUGAUGAUAAAAUUUAUGGUGAAGGUACAGGACAAAACAAGCAAACAGCAAAGUUUAAUGCUGCCAAGCAAGCAUAUGAAAAGUUGAUGACCCAACCAGCUUUCAGUCCAGAACAAAAUGCUGCUUCUAUAAACACAUCACUCUGUAACUCCCAGAAAACUUCAGAAGUGGCAUCUAUGAGUAAUAUGGAUUCUGACUUGAAAUCUAAGGAUAUAAUUGACAGAGUGCCUACUGAAAUUCAUGAUGUGCAAGUAAGUGAAACAAGUAGCUGCUCAUUAGCAAGUCCCAGAGAUCCUUCUUUGAAACCAAAAAGGAAAGACACCCUGUUGGCACCCACAUUUUCAAAGCUUCAUCAAAGGGAAAGAAAGUGGACUACCAAUGAGAGAUUUCUUGAGCAAUUUAUAGAUAUAGAGAAAAUUGGUUUGGGUGGAUUUGGCCAUGUUUUCAAGGCAAAGCAUCUAAUUGAUAAGAGAAUGCGUGCUGUCAAACGAGUGAAACUCAGUUUUGAAGAGAAAGAAAUAUCAGCAGCAGAACGUGAAGUGGAAGUUUUAGCAAAACUUCACCAUGAAAACAUUGUCCAGUAUUAUGGUUGUUGGAUUGGGAAAGACAGUCUUGAAAUAGAGGACAGCAUGAGUGAGAAUAGCUCACCUUGUGACUGUCUCUUCAUAGAAAUGGAAUUUUGUGAGAAGGGUACACUGGCAGAUUGGAUGAAACUAAAAAGAGGGACAAAAAGCUGCAAGAGUGACUCUUUAAUCAAAUUCCAGCAAAUAGUGGAAGGGGUGGCAUAUAUUCAUUCAAAAGAAUUAAUUCAUAGAGAUCUCAAGCCUCUAAAUAUACUAAUAUCUAAAGAAGAUAAAAUAAAGAUAAGUGAUUUUGGAUUGGUAACAACAUGUAUAGAUGAUCCAUCAGUACAGCGGACAGAAAACAGAGGAACAAAAAGCUAUAUGGCUCCUGAGCAGGCAGGGAAAAAUUAUGGAAAAGAAGUGGAUAUCUUUCCAUUAGGAUUAAUUUUGUUUGAAAUGCUUUACAUAUUUGAAACAGAGUAUGAAAGAUCCAAGGAGUGGGAUAACAUUAGGAAAUGUGUAUUUCCAGAAACAUUUAAUAAGGCGUUUCCAGCAGAGCCAGCUCUAAUAAAGAGAAUGCUUUCAGAAGCACCAAGUAAGAGACCAUUAGCAACUACAAUCUUGAAAUUUUUAAAUGACGGCAAUCAGAAUGGCCUACACACUUGUUAGCUAAUUUUUCAGUACAUAAACAGUAUUUUGGACUGAA